Messenger RNA from Penicillium subrubescens, 3123 nucleotides. RefSeq lists its product as uncharacterized. NCBI's taxonomy places the organism in Eukaryota, Fungi, Ascomycota, Eurotiomycetes, Eurotiales, Aspergillaceae. The transcript is spliced from 3 exons. The record is from RefSeq and is a predicted model, not a curated record. Gene Ontology annotation, biological process: protein import into nucleus. Gene Ontology annotation, cellular component: nuclear envelope; cytosol. Gene Ontology annotation, molecular function: small GTPase binding. The coding region runs from base 1 to 3123 and encodes 1040 amino acids.
AUGGAGCAAGAACUCCUGUCGCUCCUGGCAGACACCCAGUCGCCUCGGGCAGACGCCAGGAAAGCCGCGGAGGCCCAACUGGCCCAGCUCAACUCGAACGAAUCCUUCCCCAUCUCCCUCACAGCCAUUGCCUCUCACGAGUCCGUCCCCGUCAACCUGCGUCAAUCGGCACUCUCAGUUCUACGCACUUUCAUCUCUUCCUCCUGGUCUCCGAACCUCGACGACUUCACGGGCCAGGUGCUUGUCACCGACGCGAACAAGGCUCAGAUCCGCCGCGCACUUCUGGAGCUGGCGACUACCGUCGAGACCCCCGAACGCAAAGUCAAGGCUUCCGCUAGCUAUGCUGUUAGCAAAAUUGCCAGCGCCGAUUUCCCAGAUGACUGGCCUGAGCUUCUGCCCACGCUACUUCAUGUGAUCAACGACCCUGCUACGAGUGACACUGCGCUGCAUGGAGCGCUGAAGGUGCUGUUGGAUCUUGUGGAUACUGGCUUUAGUGACGAGCAGUUUUUCAAUGUCGCCCGCGACCUCGUCUCGUCCCUUUUCGCUGUGGCAACAUCCGAGUCUCGUCGCCCGAUGCUGCGGGCGCUUGCCGUUGCGGUAUUCCGGUCAUGCUUUGAUACAUUGGAGAUGGUCUUGGAGCAGCACAAGGCUGCCAUUAAGCAAUUUGUGGAUGAGGUGCUGAGUGGUUGGUCACCAUACUUUGUUGAGACGUUAAAGGCACCGCUGCCUCAGCCGCCGAGUCCAGAGGAAGCAAACAAAGUGGGCGAGAUUCCAUCGCAAUGGCGUGGCAUCGUUGGGUUGAAGAUUCAAGUUGUGAAGACUGUCAUGAAGAUCCGCAUGGUCUUCCCUGGACUUCUUACCGCCCAAAGCCCUCUCUUCUUCUCAACUGUCUGGGCAGAACUAUCCAAUGCUCUCCCUAUCUAUCAGAACUUUUACAUCGAGGACGAGCGCCAAGGACGUCUGGAAGAUGUGGACGGUCUCCCAUACUCGCUGGAUUUCCUCAUCCUGGAGGAGCUGGAUCUUAUUCAAGCCCUCUUGAAGGCGCCACCUGUGAAAGCGGAGUUGACACAACAACUGCAAAACGCUGGCGCUGCUGCUAGCUCAUCCGGCUGGCUACCCGAGAUCAUGAAGCUUGCCGGUCGCUACUCGCAGAUUACCUGCGAGGAGGAGGGCCUGUGGGAGAUUGAUGUGAACCUCUUCUUGUCGGAAGAGACCUCGGUGACCGCAAACUAUACUCCUAGAACUUGCAGUGGCGACUUGGUUAUCAAGGUCGGCGAAUGGCUGCACGAGAAGGCGGCCGAGGGUAUUCUGACCUAUCUGAACAGCCUUUUCGCCGAUGCCUCUGCCUCAUGGAAGUCCCGUGAGGCUGCCCUUUAUAUUCUCAAUGCUCUCCUUCGUGAUUUCGGCGAGGUCAACCAGCCAAUUCCCCAAGAUGUGGCUACUCAUUUGACCCAGUUUGUGCAAUACGCUACUCAGCAGGAACAGGAGCUUCUACGCGCCCGAGGCUACCUCGUGGCUGGCGCCCUGGCCAAGGUUGCUGGCGAGUCUUUCCAGCAGACUACGAUUUCCUACCUGGAAGCCGCUCUGAAAGCGAUCGCCGAGGACCCGGCCGAGGUGGUCAAGGUGGCCUGCAUCCGCGUUCUUCAGGACCUCAUUCCCUCUCUCCCUGUCAGCGUGGCUCGCCCAUUCCAGACGACUGUCAUCUCAGCACUCUCCGAGUUUGUCUCUGCUCAUGACCUGCGCGAGGAGACUGACUCCGAUGAUCUCAAAGUUACACUGGCCGAGACGCUCCGGGAUACCAUCAUGGCGGACCCAUCCGUGGUUCUGUCAUCCUUGGCCAUCGACGUUCUCUUCAACAUUGCCAGCAGCGGUGCUGAGAAUUUCCAGCUCACGAUGACCGUAACCGAGGCGUUUGAAGAUAUUGUUGAUCGGAUUACCGAGCACGGACCGGAUGCGUACACGCGUCUCUGCGAGAAGGUUCUUCCCUCGCUGAUGGGCGCCGUUGACGUGGGCAACCUGACUGAAGAGAACGAACUGACGGUCUUCGCAGCGGACCUGCUCCGUGCCCUGGCCGAACGUAGCCUGGAUCCCAUGCCGGCUGGCUUCGUGGAGACCGUCAUGCCCAAGCUCAACCGUCUUCUACUAGAGUCGGAGGAGGGUGAGUUGAUUCGGCCCGCGACCGAGGCUGUGCGCCACAUGCUCGCGCACGACUUUGCGCAGUUCGUCGCGUGGCGCGACCCUCAGUCUGGCAAGGAGGCUAUUGAGGUCGUCCUAGUCAUCAUCGAUCGUCUGUUGGGUCCGGCCGUGGAUGACAACGCCGCUACCGAGGUAGGCCAACUAGCUGCCGAGCUGGUGGAGCGUGCUGGCUCUGAGCGGUUGGGACCAUAUCUCCCACAGCUCCUGCAAGCAGUUGCGCAGCGCCUGGCGACUGCCGAGCAGGCCCAAUUCAUCCAGAGCUUGAUCUUGGUGUUUGCACGGCUGACCCUCAUCAGCGCGCGGGAGGUGGUUGACUUCCUGGCGCAGGUGAACCUCGGCGGACAGAGCGGACUCGUUGUAGUUCUGAGCAAGUGGCUCGAGAACUCGGUCAACUUUGCCGGCUACGACGAGAUUAAGCAGAACAUUUUCGCCCUGGCACGCCUCUAUGAACUGUCCGACCCACGGCUGUCUGAAGUCCCCGUCAAGGGUGACCUGAUCAUCACUGACACAGGCCGUAUCAAGACGCGCUCUCAAGCCCGUGCCAAUCCCGAUCGCUUCACCACUGUCCCUGCACCUCUGAAGAUCAUGAAGGUGCUGGUUGAAGAGUUGGCCGCUGCCUCGGGCAACAAGGAAAUUGACGCUGCGCAGGCGGCCGCCUUGGAAGAUGCCGCGAGUGAUGACGGCGAUGAUGACUGGGAGGAUGAGCCGGGCCAGAUUUUGGAUCUCGGACUGGGCAUGACCAAGCAGCAACUAAUGAGCUUCGGCGAGGGUGGAUCGGAGAGUGUGUUUGGUGUGCGUCGUCGAGAUGACGAGACGCAGGCGUUCCUGGCCGACUUUUUCCGGCGUGCGUCGCAGCAGCCAGGUUUCCAGGAAGUCUUUGCGGCGCUGACACCCGAUGAGCAGGGGAAGUUGCAGGCAUUGGGAUGA